CGCCCGCGCGCCCUCCUCGCCGCCGACCGCGCGGCACUCAGACCUCCGAGCUCCACAGGCGGUGCUGGCGGCGGUAAAAUGUCGGUUCCAGGACCCUACCAGGCAGCCCCAGGGCCUUCCUCGGCGCCAACCGCACCCCCGACCUACGAAGAGACGGUGGCCGUUAACAGUUACUACCCGACACCUCCGGCGCCUGUGCCCGGGCCAACCACGGGGCUGGUGACCGGCCCGGAUGGGAAGGGCAUGCAUCCUCCUUCGUAUUACACCCAGCCAGUGCCCGUGCCCAACGCCAACGCAAUUGCCGUGCAGACCGUCUACGUGCAGCAGCCUGUCUCCUUCUUCGACCGUCCGAUCCAGAUGUGCUGCCCAUCCUGCAACAAGAUGAUCGUGACCCAGCUGUCCUACAACGCCGGCGCCCUCACCUGGCUCUGCUGCGGCAGCCUGUGCCUGCUGGGGUGUGUGGCCGGCUGCUGCUUCAUCCCCUUCUGCGUGGACGCCCUGCAGGAUGUGGACCACUACUGUCCCAACUGCAAAGCCCUCCUGGGCACCUACAAGCGCUUGUAGGACUUGGAGCCGGAGGGAGCGAGCCGCGCUGCGGGAAGCCCCCGGGAGAGCCGCCUCUCCGAGGGACCCACCUUCGAGUCUUCUUUUGGGGGGAAAACGUCACAAAAGUCACAGACCUCCAAGCCCCGGAAACUGCUGCUUGGAAUCUGCACAGGACAUGCAAAGACGCUGACCUUGGGUGCUGCCGGCCCCAGGGUUUCCCGCCACCCGUGACCCCAGGUCGUCCCGAAUGGCUGUGAUCGUUGCCCAGCUGAAAACCUGGUGAUCUGCCACCGGCCGGCUCCUCCUGCCUCAGUGGCCUUCCUGGUGGUGGCUCCACUCCGAAGCCGCCGCCUGCCUUCUCUGAUCGCCCUGCCCCGCUGUGCGGAGCCAGCCCGCAGCCCGUCUGCCCACCCGCCUCCUCCCACCCCCGUGACACAGAUCUGCCUUACGACUUUACGGGCUUGGCUUUUAGGUUCUGUAACCGCAGACUCCUUUAGCAAUCGAGCUCACUUUAAUUUCUUGAUGUCUUUUUUAAAGUGCAAGGAAGGGCCAUUCACACCCAGCAGACACACCCGCGAGGCCACACUCGCAAAGUAAGAGAAAGAGGGGCCGGUGGCUGCCCCGGCCUCGUUUCUCGUGCCAGAUCCUUAGCAACACUUUACAUGAAGGGAUUUUCUUUCUUUUUUUCUCCUCAUGGAGUAAUUUAACGGUAUUAACAGUUUUCAUGGCCUCUCUGGUCUUCAGACACCUUCGAACCUCGUUAUGAAGGGAGGGUUUAUAGAACCAUCUUCUAUAACUGUGAUGGGGAUUGUUCUCCCAUUUGCCAGAGGGGGUGCCCGCUGUCUUCUGAGACAGGGUCUCCCUGUGACGCCCGGGCUGGCCUUGAACUCCUGGGCUCGGGCCGUCCUCCUGCCUCACCUCCCGAGUAUGGGGACCUCGGGUGCUCACCGCUGUGCUUGGUAUGAACAGAAAAAGAAGUGGAUACUUCCAUCCACCGCCUUUACACGGCCUCUUGUCUCAGGAGCCCCUGCAAGUGGGGUCCCCUCUGGAGUUCCGGGUGGUACAGGAAGUCCUCCUUGGUCAGGUCCAGAUGCAGAGACCCAGCCGAGGCCUGGAGCGAAAAUCUGUAUAUUGGUUGAAAAAUUAGAGUCAUGAUCAUUGAUCCUGUUGCUCCAUCUGAUGUUCUGAACUUGCCAGUAAUUGUGUUCUGCAGUAAUAAUGGAUGCCACACGAUACUUUUGGUGUUCUCUGCUUUUUUGAAAAAAUAAAGUCUUUGGUUCCUUGGGUGAA
Sciurus carolinensis (gray squirrel) is the source of this 1836-nucleotide messenger RNA. RefSeq names its product lipopolysaccharide induced TNF factor (gene Litaf). The transcript is spliced from 4 exons. Gene Ontology annotation, molecular function: zinc ion binding. Lineage: Eukaryota; Metazoa; Chordata; Mammalia; Rodentia; Sciuridae. The record is from RefSeq and is a predicted model, not a curated record. Gene Ontology annotation, biological process: regulation of cytokine production. The coding region runs from base 79 to 564 and encodes 161 amino acids.